CAGAGGAUAACUGUGGAGGUGUGAGGAGUCGUAGGCAGAAACCUUGCUGGGAGAUGGGCAGUUGCCUUCACUCCCUCCCUCUCUUGGGGAACACGAUUUGUGGCUGGCAGGGGUGCCUGGAGUUAACAGAACCAUGAACAGUGAGUGUUUGUUACCUUAUUACACUGCCCACAGCUACCGAUCCAUGGGCGUGUUCAACACCUCCAUGGGAAACCUACAACGACAGCUGUACAAGGGAGGAGAGUAUGAUAUUUUCAAGUAUGCACCAAUGUUUGAGAGUGACUUUAUCCAGAUUAGCAAAAAAGGAGAGGUGAUUGACGUUCACAAUCGCGUCCGAAUGGUGACUGUGUGCAUUGCAUCCACCAGCCCGGUCCUGCCACUGCCUGACGUCAUGCUCCUGGCCCGACCAGCUAAAGUCUGUGAAGAACAUGCCAGACGGGCCCGAUUCGUCAAGGGGAGAAGUCGAAAGCCUUCCAAGAUGUUGGAGCUCACCAGGUUGCUUCCUUUGAAGUUUGUCAAGAUCUCCGUUCAUGAUCGUGAGAAGCAGCAGCUGCGCCUGAAGCUUGCCACAGGCCGAACUUUUUAUCUGCAGCUGUGUCCCUCUUCUGACGCACGUGAAGACCUCUUUUGCUACUGGGAAAAGCUUAUCUAUCUCCUGAGGCCACCGGUAGACAUUUGUGGCAGUAGCCCAGCACUUCACACUGCUGACACCUCUAUCCAGGGGGACUCCAAAAGCCUACUUGGCUCAGAGAUCCACGGAGAAGGAGAUCAGGAUUCUAGGCAUCAAAAGCUCCAAGAAGUGUCAGGAGCCACUUCUGCUGCAUUUGCAGGAGGAGAGGGAACACAACCAGCUACUAUAGCUUUUGCAGCCCUUGGUACCCGGGGAUCUGCCAAAGCAGGGGCAGCAGGUGGCACUGUGGCUGCAAGAGCAACAACAGGCUCCUCAGUGGGUGUGGCGAAAGUGGGGACAGCUACAAGCUCAACCUCAGAUACCAUAAGUGUGGCAACAACCAAGUCUCCAGGUUCAAGCCGGGUAGCCACAGCCCUGGCAGGAACAGCCAGCACAGAUGAGGGAGGAAGUGGGUCCAGCAAGGCCCUGGCAGCUGUUGCUAACAUAUCCUCAGAAGGUAUAGAAGUGAUGUUGUCUGGAGCUGCCAGCUCUUCCUCGGAGUCGACUUCUGCAGAUGGUGCUGGCAGUAGCUCCCCAGAAAGCAGCCUGAGUAUGGUGUUUACAGGCACCAUGACUACCAAGGGGCCUGCUGCAGAUAAACCUGAAGCUCCCCUCGUGUCAACCUUGCAGAGUGAAGGCUACAUGUGUGAAAGGGAUGGGAGCCAAAAGGUUCCCCACCCUGGCUCUGAAAUACGGAAGGAGAAAAGAGAGAGACGAGAAAAGAAGGACAGAAAAGCAAGCAAGAAAAGUUCCCAUUACCGCAGGACAGGGGCAGGUCACCACAGUUCAAGCAAGGAGAAGACCCGGAAAUCAUCUUCCCACCGGUCUGUAUCUAGCCAUGGGAAAACCAAAGAGGAUAAGAAAGGGAAAGGGCGGGGCAGCUUAAGGGGCAAAAGACACAGCUCCUCUUACAAAAGUGAGUCCCGGAUUGCUCGCAAACCCAGGAAGAGCCGGUCUGCAGCUAGCUCGGGGUCUGUGGUUAAGAAAUCCAGUAAGAUUAGCUCUUUCUUGAGGAGCUUUAUCAUAAGGCCUACUUCAAAACCAGGAGCCGCCUCAAGUGAUAGAGGAGGGGUAGACAUUGUGACGAAGACGGUGGAGAAACACAACAUAGAGACGAAGAUGGAGAAAGUCGAGGACUUAGGGUUCACUGGCACUGUGACCUCCGAGACAAUGGAGAAGAUCGUCUUCGAAGCCAAAUCCAUCUAGAUAAGACCAGAGCAGGAAGCAGCAACAGUGGCUAAUUCUAGCUUCUGUAAUGGCAGUUUCAAUAACAGAAAGUCACAAAACCCCAAAGGAAUUUUGUCUUCUGUUUGCGUUCUGUGUUGCACACCCUGGCAAUGACUUCACAGUGGCUCCUGUGACAUCAAUUGCUUCAGUGAAGUGACCCCUCCCACCAUAGG
Acomys russatus (golden spiny mouse) is the source of this 2070-nucleotide messenger RNA. RefSeq names its product golgi associated RAB2B interactor family member 3 (gene Garin3). Bases 134 to 1876 code for a protein of 580 amino acids. The transcript has 2 exons. The record is from RefSeq and is a predicted model, not a curated record. NCBI's taxonomy places the organism in Eukaryota, Metazoa, Chordata, Mammalia, Rodentia, Muridae. Gene Ontology annotation, cellular component: nucleus.